Messenger RNA from Sparassis crispa, 2448 nucleotides. RefSeq lists its product as hypothetical. Bases 1 to 2448 code for a protein of 815 amino acids. NCBI's taxonomy places the organism in Eukaryota, Fungi, Basidiomycota, Agaricomycetes, Polyporales, Sparassidaceae. The record is from RefSeq and is a predicted model, not a curated record. The transcript has 3 exons.
AUGGCCUCCCUAAUCGACUUGAUCACGUCCGUUGCGCUGCUGAUCUACAUGCUCUUUGCAUAUGCUUCUGAAUACUUGGCGCCACAAUUCUCGACUGUAUCUGGGUUCGCAACAAUAAUGAUCUAUGGUUCUGAUAUGAUCGCUGCUUCCUGUUCGCUCUUGAUUCCAGUCUCGCUGGUUGCAAUUGCUGUUUCCUGUUAUCCUUCUCUGCGCUUGACCGCAUAUCUCGCUGCCGUGCCCGUCUCGUACCUAGCACACCUUCUCCAAGACGCAUCGGCUGUUUAUAUCGCUUCCUUCGCGUCUUCAAUACCUGGCUCCUCCUUCUCCACCAGCAAGAGCAACUCCUCCGCCACCUUCGUCCGCACUGCAAUCCUGAUUCGCACUGCAAUCCUGAUUGGCACCUUCCAUAUGAUUUCCGACUGGUACGAAACACACGGCUGCGAUAUCGCGCCUAUUGACAAUCUUGACAUUAAUCGUGCGGUCACUGCUGCUUCUGCAUUCGUCGGCAAGGCCCUCGAUCGAAUCGUUGCCAACUGGACUGCGACAAGGCUUAGGACUGGACAAGAUGCUGCUCUCGUCGCUGCACUACAGGAUGCUCUUCACGAUGCUCAGAAGACGAUCAAGGAGAGGGACGAAAUUAUUCAAGAAUUUGACGCUGCUGUUCAUGGCCUGGAAGCUCGGCUUGAGUCUCUCUGCCCUUCUGUCGACGAGAAGAGCCACGAGUUGGCAGAACGCGCCGACGCCAUUCAUGGCUUGACGUCUAAAGCUGCUACUGCGAAGACAGCACUUGUCGGGCUGGGGGCACGCGUCGAGAACCAGGCUGCUGCGAUCCUGGAUGUCACUGACCAGCUCACAUGGGCUCGUCAGGACAUCGCCGACGCUGAAAGCGCUAUUAUCGAGUCGAACGCCAGGAUCACGUCUCUCACGGCCGAUCUUGCCUCGGCUCACCGCGCGACCGCAGACGCACAGAAGAAGCUCUCUGCCCAGGACACGCUCGUCGCUGACCUGAACGAAACGCUCGACCUCGCGUGCGAGAGCCUCCACGAGAAGAACCAGCUCGUCAAGGAGCGUGACAAGGAGAUCGGUGGCCUGAACGACACGCUCGACCUCGCUUGUGAGACCAUCCACGGGAAGAACCAUCUCGUCAAGCAGCGCGACGCCGAAAUUCUCAAACUCCGAAGGCAACUGGAUGAGCAGAAUGCCCAAUUGGUCACUCAUGCGAGGAUUGUCGAGGAGCUUGCCGCUGCGAAGGACGACGCAAAGCGACUGCAAGCGAUGGUCGAUCGUCGAGACACAGAACUCAAGCAGAAGACGCGCGCUCUUGCCGUCUGCACCGACCAACUCACUGACGUCAACCGCGACCUCCAGCAAUGCGAGACCCUCGCACGCAUGGAGAAGUCCGAGCUUGAGUCCCACACCCGCUCCCUCCAGAACCGCGUCGACGCUCUGCAAGCCCAGCUAUCACUGAAGGUGCUCGAGAUUCGUGCUCUCGCCGACGACUGCACGGAUCUGGAAGCGUGCCUGGAAGAGUCCGCGUCGACCGUCUCGCGCUUCCUGCGGGUGAGGAACGAGCCAUCUGCUGGGCCGAUGCGAUCCCUGCGUGCGCGCCUGCGAUGGCUCUGCCGGGACAGCCAGCGGCUGCUCGAGCAGGAUGUUGUCAUCGACGACGACGGGGGCGAUUCGCUGAAUAACGCGCUCCAGGAGUGGAAUGACCUUCUCGAAAAGGCUGGUCUGGUUUCGACCACGUCGUGGGAGGACGCCUGGCUGGACGACGCGGUCGAACCCCAACCCGAGAGCACAAUCACCUCUGCCGCUCCUCCUUCCCCGAUGGUGGACGAUGGAUUGGCAGUACGACUUCGGGUGACGUGCCACCACCUCGUGCAGGAGCGGGCAAGGACAGAGGAGCUGCGGACCCAACUGGAUAACCAAGGCUCCCGUCUUGCGAUGUGUCGCACCGCAUUGCUUCUGGCCAGCGACGAUCUUCGUCGGCUGCGCGUUAUCGCCCACUCAGCACGCAUGUCUCCCAACGCGGACGGGCUUGCUGCGAGCUUGGCGGAGUGCAACGCGCAGAUCGCCACGCUCAUCUUUACGAAAGACUCUCUCGAACUCCAAAUGGCAGACCUUCGGGCCGACGUCUACGCUACUCGUGCUCGGAACCAGACGCUUGAGGCGGAAUUGGAGGAUCAGGGCAGUCGGCUGAAGCUCUGCCAAGCUGCUCUUCGUCUUAAUUCCGAGAAGCGCAAGUCGAGCAAGCGCAAAAUGUCUGCAGCUCCCGAGUCUGCUGUCAAAAUGCGGUCGGAACCUGUCCUCUGUGAGGCUAUCCCCUCCGCUCUCCAGUCACCCAGUGCUAUGUCUACUCGUGCUCCGCUCUCGGCGCUUUCUGUCAACGUUACCUCGCACACGAACCUUUCUGCCGACCGCCGCUCUAAUCUUGCCAAGGUGUCUUGA